Messenger RNA from Fonsecaea nubica, 414 nucleotides. RefSeq lists its product as hypothetical. Bases 1 to 414 code for a protein of 137 amino acids. Lineage: Eukaryota; Fungi; Ascomycota; Eurotiomycetes; Chaetothyriales; Herpotrichiellaceae. The record is from RefSeq and is a predicted model, not a curated record. The transcript has a single exon.
AUGUCCUACCACCACAGCUCCCCAGACGUAUACUAUCAGAGAGACGACAUUGAGGAGUAUGGUUGGGAUACCGGUCACGAGGAGUACUCCGAUCACGGCGACUAUGACGAUCCUGACCAAGACGACGGUGCCGACAACUGGGACCCCAACGAGGAGUACGGCGAGCAUGGAGAGCAUGACGAAUUGGAUUGCGUUGUCGCAAUUGCGGACUCAGAGUCGCUGGGACAAGAUUUGGAAUACAGCAAGGACGGUGAUGACGACGACACUAGCCACCCAAAUUUAAAUCAGGAAGGAGACCAGCGAGAAAACACCGAACCAGAUAUCAACCAGGAAGGAAACCAGUGGAAACACCCUCAUCCAGAUGUCAUCCAACAGCUAGUCAUGCAAGCUUUGACCGAGAUUGGGUACACUUGA